Molecule: messenger RNA, 2672 nt
Organism: Phragmites australis (common reed)
Lineage: Eukaryota; Viridiplantae; Streptophyta; Magnoliopsida; Poales; Poaceae
Product: vacuolar-sorting receptor 1-like
Exons: 12
Coding region: 404-2299 (631 amino acids)
Molecular function (GO): calcium ion binding
Source: RefSeq, a predicted model, not a curated record
GUCGCUUCCACGAAUAAGCUAGCAGCUGCACCUGCCUUGGAAGCGUUCCAACCCACACGAGGACGACCCCCUCCUUCCCGCGCCACGUCUCCCCUCCCCUCCAGAUCCAUCUAUCUCACCCGCCCUCGCGCCACUGCUCCUGCUCCGGUCAAGUCAAACCCUUCGGAGACGGGGCAGGUUCUUUCGUUGUUGCGCCCGGCUCCCUCCCGCAAAAGCCUCUCGCCUCUCUUGCCAACAAGCCACCACGCCGCCCAAAGCGCGAGCCAGGCUCUGACCCAAUUUGCACGGAAAGGGCGCGCCUUGAUCGGUGUCUGAGUGCCCCGAUCCAAAGAAUCGCUUCUUUGUGCCUGUUCUUGCUGUUAUUGGUCGGGGAGGAUUGGAAGGGGCAAGCAGGGAAGGAUCGAUGGGGAGGCUGCGGCUGCCGGCAUGGUGGUGGGCGCUGCUGGCGCUGGCGCUCACGGCGGGCCUGGAGCAGGCGGCGGGACGGUUCGUGGUGGAGAAGAACAGCCUGCGGGUGACGUCACCGGCGGCGCUCCGGGGCGUCCACGAGUGCGCCAUCGGCAACUUCGGCAUGCCGCAGUACGGGGGCACCAUGCACGGAGUGGUCGUCUACCCCAAGUCCAACAAGAAGGCCUGCAAGCCGUUCGACGAGUUCGGCCUCUCCUUCAAGCCCAAGCCCGGCGGCCUCCCCGUCUUCCUGCUCGUCGAUCGCGGAGAGUGCUACUUCACAACCAAGGGGUGGAAUGCACAAAAUUCUGGCGCUGCAGCAGUUCUUGUUGCCGACGACAAAGUGGAGCCUUUGAUCACAAUGGAUACUCCAGAAUCUAGCGGCACAGAGCACAUAGAGAACAUCACUAUUCCUUCAGCACUUGUUACAAAGAGAUUUGGGGAUGACCUUAAGAAAGCACUUGAAAAUGGAGAUAUGGUAAAUGUCCUUCUGGACUGGAGGGAGUCUCUGCCUCAUCCUGAUGAGCGUGUGGAGUAUGAAUUCUGGACAAACAGCAAUGAUGAAUGUGGUGCUAAAUGUGACAUGCAAAUGAAUUUUGUAAGGAGCUUCAGAGGAAUAGCUCAAGUGCUUGAGAAAAGGGGUUACACCCAGUUCACUCCUCAUUAUAUUACGUGGUAUUGUCCAGAAGCUUUUGUCCUGAGCAAACAGUGCAAAUCACAAUGCAUCAAUCAUGGGAGAUAUUGCGCACCAGAUCCGGAGCAGGAUUUCAGCACUGGAUAUGAUGGCAAAGAUGUUGUGGUUCAGAACCUGAUUCAAAUUUGUGUGUUCAAAGUUGCCAAUGAAAGUCGCAAGCCGUGGUUGUGGUGGGAUUAUGUGCACGACUUUGCAGCUAGGUGCCCAAUGAAGGAGAAGAAAUACACACGUGAAUGUGCUAAUGGUGUUAUUAAGUCACUUGGAUUGGAAAUUGAGAAAAUCAACAAAUGCAUUGGAGAUCCUGAAGCCGAUGAAGAGAAUCCAGUCCUCAAAGCAGAGCAGGAGGCUCAAAUUGGUCGUGGUUCUCGAGGCGAUGUCACUAUACUGCCAACUCUUGUUGUCAAUAACAGGCAGUACAGAGGUAAGCUGGAGAAAAGUGCUGUGCUAAAGGCAGUAUGCUCGGGAUUUGAGGAGACAACUGAACCUGAUGUCUGUUUGCAUGAAGAUAUUGAGACAAAUGAAUGUUUGGAAAACAAUGGAGGUUGCUGGUUAGACAAGGCUAGCAAUGUAACUGCAUGCAAGGACACCUUCCGUGGUCGUGUUUGUGAAUGCCCUAUUGUCAAUGGUGUAAAAUUUGUUGGUGACGGAUACACCCACUGUGAAGCUUCCGGUGUCGGCAGGUGCCAAAUCAACAACGGCGGCUGCUGGAAGGAAACUAGGAAUGGGAAGACUGUCACGGCCUGCUCAAAUGAAGAAGCUAAUGGCUGCAAAUGCCCGCCAGGUUUCAAGGGUGAUGGGGUAAACAGUUGCGAAGAUAUUGAUGAGUGCAAAGAGAAACUGUUCUGCCAGUGCAAGGAUUGUGCUUGUGAUAACACAUGGGGAAGCUAUGAGUGCAGCUGUGGUGGCAACAAUAUGCUAUACAUUAGAGAACAUGACACUUGCAUCAGCAAAGAGUCUACUUCAUCGGUGGGUUGGGGCUUCCUAUGGGUUAUUUUCUUUGGCCUCGCCUUGGCUGGAGUAGGAGCCUAUGCCGUGUACAAAUAUAGGCUACGGAGUUACAUGGAUUCAGAGAUUCGUGCGAUCAUGGCUCAGUACAUGCCCCUGGAGAGCCAAGAAACGCCGAAUCAACAGCGCCCCGUCGAGCAUGCAGAUAUCUGAAACAUCAAAGCUUAUGUGGAGCAAGCAGAAGAGAGCUAGUAACAUCACAUCGGUGGUAGACAUCUCUACAGAGAAGUCGGCUUGGAGCUGCCUUUUAUGUGCAGAGUAUUGAUUCUUCGUAUAUCUUUAUGAUUCUAAAAGACAGGAUAGACUGUUGCCCACCCUCUUCUUUUUCCGCUGAAAAUUACAGAGCAGAUUAGGAUCUUCUCUCUGCGGUUUAGAAUUCCUUGCGCUCUAGUCACCUCUUGAGCUUGCGGUCGUGUUCUGCCACAGUAAAUGUUAGAAUUCUGUAAAUACAGUUGUUCAGACUUCAGACUUAUAUAGUGUUUUGAUGCCCUGAAUAAAAGUGCCCAGAAGGAGCAUUAGCCAACUA